AUGCACAAUCGGAGAGUCCGCUAUGCUCAAUACCCCAAUCCCUUGCUAUUCGUUGAGACGAGUCCGAACUUCGUCCCGAAUGCCAUGGAUGCUGCUCCAUCCCCUGUUAUCCUCGUUGCGGCCGGUAGCGCAGGUUUCGGUGCUCAGGUAGCCAGCACUUUCGCACAGCAGGGCUACCGAGUAGUCAUUAACUACAACUCCAAUUCUGAACGUGCGGAGAAGUUACUCGCCCAGAUUUCGGGGCAAGAGGGAGACAAUCCGAGCACGAGCACCACCGCCAUCACAUUCAGAUAUAUAGCUCUCUGCGCAGAUCUAUCUGCCCAGUUCGAAAUUCAACGUCUUGUACACGGGACUUACAAAAUAAUGGGGCGCAUUGACGUCGUUCUCUCCAACGGAGGCUGGUCACGAUUUCGAGAUACAAGCUCGAUAGAUGAUAAUGUCUGUGAAGAGGACUGGGACCGUGCAUUUGCCGCGUCUGGAGGAGGUGGAGGGGUCUUUUAUCUUAUCGGGUGGAUUAUCUUCAUGGGCGAGACUGCUACGGCCGCAAGUUGUACUAUGAACAGUGUCCAGGUCAUCGUCGGGAUGGUCCAGAUUACGUACCCUGAUUGGGAAGCCCCGCGGGCUUACGACGUCCGCACUGAUAUUCUCUUUGUCCCAGAAACACCCUCCAGAUUCAAGGGCCUCAAUAGCAAUUCAGACUUCUUAAUGAUUCCAUUGGUUGAGCCACAUAUCCACUACACCCUCGGUCGCGACAACUAG
Molecule: messenger RNA, 759 nt
Organism: Aspergillus affinis
Lineage: Eukaryota; Fungi; Ascomycota; Eurotiomycetes; Eurotiales; Aspergillaceae
Exons: 5
Coding region: 1-759 (252 amino acids)
Source: RefSeq, a predicted model, not a curated record